AUGGCCGCAACGUUGCUCAAGGAAACCGGCGCGAAUACGGAUAUCCGUCCUCGGAAACGGGUCAAAACCUCCAGAGAAAACCGACCCACAAAAUCGCAACAGCCUGGGAUCUUCGCACCAUUCCGCGCUCUCGGUCUUGUUACGAACCAUGUACCAUUUGCACUCCAAACCAGAAGCUUCAAGGGUGCCACGGACGGACCAAGAGUUCAUAUAUUGACGUGCCUUGGGCGUAGCUGGGCAUUAUGGGAGGGUGGAAAGAUGGGGCUACUGUUCGUCGGGCCUGAGACGGAGACACCGAUAACAAGUAUCCUACUCGAUGGUGAUGCCGUAUGGGCAUCCUCAGGGCCGCAUGUGAUCAAGUACAUCCGGGGGCGGGAAGUGGCUCGUAUGACGAACCCGUUGGGGUCCACGAUUUCGGACAUGCUGAUCUUUGGCGGGCAACUGCUCGGCCUUUCCGAAGAUGGCAACAGAAUGUGCGUAUGGAAUACCGAAGACGGGGAACUACAGGGAUCUAUCGAGUUCUCUCCGGGAUUUACAGCGACGACAUUACUUCAUCCUGCGACAUACUUGAACAAGGUGUUGGUUGCGAGCAGUGAAGGUUCUAUGCAGUUAUGGAACAUUCGCACACAAACUCUCAUACAUACAUUUUCCGCUUCAAACAUGCUUACUCUACCGGCCUCUGUCGUGCAUAACCCCGCCGCCAUUGCAUCUCUUACCCAGUCUCCUGCCAUCGACGUUGUCGGGGUCGGUUUCUCGUCUGGAGAGAUAUCUGUAUAUGACGUCCGCUCAGACGAGCGUCUAAUGCGUAUGUUCAUGGACGGAGCCGGCCCAGGCGGUGUGCGCGCUUUGAGCUUCCGCUCUGACGGUGAACCUAUACUGGCCAGCGCAUCAUCCUCAGGACACAUAGCGUUGUGGGAUCUCAACGCCGGAGGCAGACUCCUUCACGUCGUCCGCGGUGCCCACGAUGGUGCUGUUACUGCCUUGGAAUGGAUACCUGGACAACCGGUGUUGCUCAGCUCUGGUGAAGAUAACAGUUUGAAGCAAUGGCUAUUUGACUCGCCGACAGCUCCUCCCAGGCUUCUCAAGUUCCGUUCAGGUCACCACGCACCUCCGCAUCUUAUCCGUUUCUACGGAGAUGAUGGAAAACAACUACUCACCGCAGGCCGGGAUCGGACACUGCGUUGUACAAGUGUUGUACGCGACGCCCGUAGCUUUGAAUUCAGCCAAGGUUCGCUUUCGAAGAAAGCUACCAAUCUUUCCAUACCCCUAUCUUCACUAAAAUUCUCGCCGGUAACCUCUUUAUCAUUUUCGACAACAAGGUCGAAGGACUGGGAUGAUGUCGUCACCUCUCAUGCUGAUGAGACGUUCGCGAGAUCAUGGUCCGUACUUAACAAGAGAGUAGGCAAGCACUCCUUCAGCACGCUGCCUGACGACCAGGCCAGACCCAAAGGUCCGACUGGCAGUGUUAAGGCCGUGUGCGUUUCCGGAUGCGGAAACUUUUCCAUCAUUGGGUCGUCCACUGGUGCCAUCAGCAUGUGGAACAUGCAGUCAGGCCUUAAACGGAAGACGUUCGACGUAGGGCCCUAUCCUGUAGGCAAUUCGCAAACUGCCGCGAAGAAGGACAAAGGCAACCAACGCUGCAUUACCGGUUUAGCUAGCGAUGCCCUCAACCGAGUAGUUGUUGCGAGUACUUUGGAUGGAACAGUAAACUUCUUUGACUUUCACACGACUAAGCUCGAGACCGUCCUUUCUCUUCCCACCGCCGCCGUGUCGAUCAGCUUACAGCGGGACAGCGGUCUGAUCGCCGUGGUCUGCGACGACCUAGUCGUACGUGUGGUUGACAUCGAAACGCGGAAGGUCGUCCGUGAGCUAGGCGGCUUCAGAGGCAGAGUGCUGGACGUCACCUUCUCUCCGGACUCACGUUGGCUCAUCACCACGUCGUUGGACUCCGUGGUCAGGACGUUCGACGUGCCCACCGGUCGUUGCAUCGACGCUUUCCGCACCUCGAGCAUCGCAACAAGCAUCUCUUUCUCUCCUACUGGGGAGUUCUUGGCUACAAGUCACGUCGAUAGCGUGGGCGUUUAUCUAUGGGCAAACCGCGCACAAUUCUCGGAAGUGUCCCUGCGCUCAGCGGUUGAGGACGAGAUUCCGGACGUUGCACUGCCUAGCGUCCAAGAUUACACAGAGGACGAUGCGUUGGAUGGCCUUCGUGCACUGACGGUGACGCAAGACUCGACGGACGUGUUCAUGUCGCCGCCCCAAAUCGGAGAGGAACUCGUCACUUUGACUCUGCUCCCUCGGUCAAGGUGGCAGACGCUACUGAACCUCGAGGUCAUUCAACAACGCAAUAAGCCAAAGGAGCCACCCAAAGCACCGGAAAAGGCGCCGUUCUUCCUGCCCACAUUGCCUGGCGUUGAACACCGGUUCGCGAUCGAGAAACCGGAGGCAGCAGAAAAGAAGCCUACCCGACGCUUGGAGAAGGCAGCCGCACAGUCCGAGAGCAUCUUCUACAAAAAGCUGGAAGCGGAAGAUCCUGAGGGCAUAUAUGAGGAUCUCUUCACGUACGCGAAGACGCUGUCCCCUGCUGCGGUUGAUCUGGAACUGAGGCAGCUCACGUCGCUGGACGCCAUACGGCAAUUUCUGCACGCUCUCAUCCGCCGCUUACGGUCCCACCGUGACUUUGAAGCCGUGCAGACACUGCAAAACGUGUUUUUGCGUAUGCACGGCGAUGUCAUCAUCGCCAACGCUGAGCUGUUGGACACGUUGGCGGAGCUUAGGAGCGUCCAGCGGCGAGAGAGUGAGCGAAUACUAGAGCUCAUAGAAUGCAGCGCCGGAACCUUGGGUUUCGUUCGCGAUACUAUGUAA
Messenger RNA from Punctularia strigosozonata HHB-11173 SS5, 2865 nucleotides. RefSeq names its product Utp21-domain-containing protein. Gene Ontology annotation, molecular function: protein binding. The transcript is spliced from 14 exons. Lineage: Eukaryota; Fungi; Basidiomycota; Agaricomycetes; Corticiales; Punctulariaceae. Gene Ontology annotation, biological process: rRNA processing. Gene Ontology annotation, cellular component: small-subunit processome; Pwp2p-containing subcomplex of 90S preribosome. The record is from RefSeq and is a predicted model, not a curated record. Bases 1 to 2865 code for a protein of 954 amino acids.